Messenger RNA from Gymnogyps californianus (California condor), 3275 nucleotides. RefSeq names its product zinc finger and BTB domain containing 1 (gene ZBTB1). Gene Ontology annotation, molecular function: phosphatase binding. NCBI's taxonomy places the organism in Eukaryota, Metazoa, Chordata, Aves, Accipitriformes, Cathartidae. Bases 130 to 2058 code for a protein of 642 amino acids. The record is from RefSeq and is a predicted model, not a curated record. The transcript has 3 exons. Gene Ontology annotation, biological process: negative regulation of transcription by RNA polymerase II; regulation of cytokine production; negative regulation of phosphatase activity.
AGCCGCGGCGGCAGCAGCAGCAGCAGCGGCAGCAGCAGCAGCAGCGGCGGCGGCGGGAGCGGCGCGGGCAGCUCUCCCUCGGCGGCCGCCGCCUCGCCCCGCGCCGCGGGGCUAUAAUUGAAGUACAAGAUGGCAAGAACCAGCCACAGCAACUAUGUCCUUCAGCAGCUAAACAACCAAAGAGAGUGGGGCUUUCUGUGCGACUGCUGUAUCGCAAUCGAUGAUAUUUAUUUUCAAGCACAUAAAGCAGUCCUUGCUGCGUGCAGCUCCUAUUUUAGGAUGUUUUUUAUGAACCAUCAACACACUACAGCCCAGCUGAAUCUAAGCAACAUGAAGAUUAGCGCUGAAUGCUUUGAUCUUAUUUUACAGUUCAUGUAUUUAGGAAAAAUUAUGACAGCCCCUGCCAAUUUUGAGCAAUUUAAAGUGGCCAUGAACUAUUUACAGCUAUAUAACGUACCUGAAUGUCUAGAAGAUAUACAGGAUACAGACUCAUCUAGUUUAAAAUGUUCAUCUUCUGCUUCUAGCACCCAGAAUAGUAAAAUGAUAUUUGGCGUGAGAAUGUAUGAAGACACGCUUGCUAGAAAUGGCAGCGAAGCAAACAGGUGGGGCAUGGAGCCGCCAAGUUCAACAGUAAAUACAUCCCAUAACAAAGAGCCUGAUGAAGAAGCUUUGCAGCUAAGCAGCUUCCCCGAACAACUGUUUGAUGUCUGCAAAAAAAGCACCACGUCCAAAUUCUCUCACACAAAAGAGCGUGUGUCCCACUCACGCCGUUUUGGAAGAAGCUUCACCUGCGACAGCUGCGGGUUUAGUUUUAGCUGUGAAAAGCUACUGGAUGAGCACGUGUUAACAUGCACUAACAGGCAUUCCUACCAAAGUGCCAGGUACUACGGUGCUGAAAAAAUAGACUUUAAUGAAAAGGACUCUACUUCUAAAAUAAUCUCCACACAAACAGAAAAAUACAAGGGGGACUCGAGCCAAGCUGCGGACGAUUCUUCAUCUCCUGUGUCAAACAUCACGAGCAGAAAAAGCAGCACGGUUGCCUCCGAGACAUCAGGUGAAGAAGGAAGUAGAGCCUCUGAGAGGAAGAGGAUUAUCAUCAAGAUGGAACCAGAGGACAAUCCUGCAGAUGAGCUGAAGGAUUUUAAUAUUAUUAAGGUGACAGAUAAAGACUGCAAUGAGUCUUCCGACAAUGACGACCUAGAUGAUGAACAGGAAGAGCCGCUUUACAGAUACUAUGUCGAGGAAGAGAUCAGAGAGAAGAGAAAUGCUCGAAAGACUUUAAAACCCCGUUUAUCCAUGGAUGAGGAUGAAAGAAAGUGUUUGAAAAGUCCGCGGCACCUUAACAGGAAGGCUCCUUCAGUGCAGGAAGACGUGGAGAACGCUCCCUGUGAACUUUGUGGGCUAACAAUCACCGAGGAAGAUUUGUCCUCUCAUUAUUUAUCCAAACACAUAGAAAAUAUAUGUGCUUGUGGCAAGUGUGGUCAAAUACUGGUCAAAGGCAAGCAGUUACAGGAUCAUGCGCAGACCUGUGGAGAACCUCAGGAUCUGACCAUGAACGGUAUCAGAAAUUCUGAGGAGAAAAUGGACUUAGAAGAAAACCCUGAGGAGCAGUCGGAAAUAAGGGACAUGAUGUUUGCAGAGAUGCUAGAGGACUUCAGGGAUAGUCACUUCCAAAUGAACAGCCUUCAAAAAAAACAGUUAUACAAGCAUUCUGCCUGUCCUUUCCGAUGCCCUAAUUGCGGUCAGCGUUUUGAAACUGAAAACCUGGUGGUUGAACAUAUGUCGAACUGCCUGGAGCAAGAUCUGUUCAAGAACUCCAUGAUGGAAGAGAACGAGAGGGAUCACAGACGUAAGCAUUUCUGCAAUCUUUGUGGGAAAGGAUUUUAUCAGCGUUGCCACUUGCGGGAACACUAUACUGUUCAUACCAAGGAAAAACAGUUUGUUUGUCAGACAUGUGGGAAGCAGUUCUUAAGAGAGCGCCAGUUGCGGCUCCACAAUGAUAUGCACAAAGGCAUGGCCAGUAGUGAAAUAGGGACUUCUAAGCUUCUGAACAACUGAGAGAACCAGGUUUGAAGAAGACAUGAGGAAGAACUGGUCGGCAAAAGAUUUCAUAAAAACUCAGAACCACGUGUGCCAGAUCUGAAUUGGCACCACCUUUGCUUUUUUGACAUACUGCAGCAGUCGCAAAAGGCACCAAAGCAGUCAAAUUAGAACAUGCAGUAAAAGUCGUUUUGGACUCGUCUCUGUAUUAUAAAACUUACUUCCUUGUGACUAUUAUUUACACCUGUUAAAAACAAAUUUGAAGCCUCCUUUCAUGGAGCAGACAGCCAAAAGAGGCAGAUGCCAGGUGUUAAGAGCUGCACUGAAAUGAGUUUGCAGAAUUUGCUAUUCACGUGCUGGAGCACUCCUUUUCUGAAAUGAGGCUUCUUAGAGUUUCUGUCAAAAACUGUUCAGAUUUUUUAGUUCAAACAUUAGAAGUGUAUCCUCGUGAACUAAAACUUAUGUAUUUUCAGACAGUUAGAAUGCUAAACUAUCAAGUGUUAAAAAAGAGAAAAAAAAAAUUUAAUCUGGAGUACAAGGUGGAAAAAAAAAAAAAUCUUAAAAACUGAGGACAGAGGGUCCCUGAGGAGGGACAGGAUGGUGAGAAAGAUCCAGCUGACCUGAUUCCCCCUGCUGCCAUGACCAUCAUUUGCAAGCUGAAGAGGACGUUCCAUGGAGCACAAUGCUUGUAUGUGGAGAGUAAAGAAAUGGUGCUCUGGUCUUAUUACAAGAAUGGUGAAAAAUUUUUACCAACAAGGAGAUGAGUAAAUGUGAAAUAAUCUUCACAGGGCACAGGGUGCACCUUGUUCUGGAUCUAAGCCUUGCAAAAGCUGGCUUGAAGAGGAGAAUCAGGCAUUCAUGUUCAGAUUUGAGCAUUUUAGGAAUCCUAAUGUUUCCAGCUAAAUUAAUGGGGAAAAAAAACCUAACCAAAAAAACAACAAGGCAGUAAAUGUUUCAAAUUAGGGCCAGCAUGGAUUAAAAAAAUAUUAAUUUCUUUUGCUUCCCCCAGACAACAGUGGAUCAGAUUGAGACAUAAGCAGACUAAACAUGCUGAUCUAUAUUCUGCUGUAGUUACGCAUCUUACUAAUUCUACUCAUGACUAUAAAAGGAUGUUUCAUUGUUCAGUAUAACUGUUAUCUCAAGAAGAGUCUGUCUAUAACUUUAUUUAUAAUUGGUAUCAUUUUCAUUACUGUUGUUAUGAAGUGUGUAAAAUAUUGUCUGUAUUGCAGCUUGUA